CUUGGAUAUGUUCCUCAAAUUCUCUGUUCCCAUAGGCUCAGGAGCCUCCACUUGAUCUGAAUCUUUCUUGGGCUACGGUCAUCCUGGGAUUCCGGCUGGGAACAAGAGGGGCACAGACGGAGGCCCGGGAGCCAUGGGCGACUGGGGCUUCCUCGAAAAGCUGCUGGACCAGGUCCAGGAGCACUCAACCGUGGUGGGUAAGAUCUGGCUGACGGUGCUCUUCAUCUUCCGCAUCCUCAUUCUGGGCCUGGCCGGGGAGUCGGUGUGGGGUGACGAGCAGUCGGAUUUCCAGUGCAACACAGCGCAGCCGGGCUGCACCAACGUCUGCUACGACAAGGCCUUCCCCAUCUCCCACAUCCGCUACUGGGUGCUGCAGUUCCUCUUCGUCAGCACGCCCACCCUGAUCUACUUGGGCCAUGUCAUUUACCUGUCUCGGCGCGAGGAGCGGCUGCGGCAGAAGGAGGGGGAGCUGCGAGCCCUGCCGCACAAGGACCCGUGCGUGGAACGGGCGCUGGCCGCCGUGGAGCGUCAGAUGGCCAAGAUCUCGGUGGCGGAGGAUGGUCGCAUGCGGAUACGAGGGGCGCUGAUGGGCACCUAUGUGACCAGCGUGAUCUGCAAGAGUGUGCUAGAGGCAGGCUUCCUGUAUGGCCAGUGGCGUCUCUAUGGCUGGACCAUGCAGCCGGUGUUUGUGUGCCAGCGGCCGCCCUGCCCCCACCUCGUGGACUGCUUUGUCUCUCGCCCCACGGAGAAGACGAUCUUCAUCAUCUUCAUGCAGGUGGUUGGACUCAUCUCCCUGCUGCUCAACCUGCUGGAGCUGGUGCACCUGCUGUGCCGCUACCUCAUGCGGGGACUCAAGGCCCGGCAGGGCCAGAGUGCCCCUCCAGCUCAGGGGACCACCUCGGAGCCUUUCGCUGAUCAGGUCUUCUACCUCCCCAUGGGCAAGGAGCCCUCAUCCGAGCCAUGCCCCACCUACAGCGGGCUCUCAUCCAGUGAGCAGAACUGGGCCAACAUGACUACGGAGGAGAGGCUGGCUUCUUCUAGACCCCCCCUCUUCCUGGACCCAUACCCCCAGAGUAGUCAGAAAUCCUCCAGUAGCCCCUACAGCAGUGCUUCUAAGAAGCAGUAUUUGUAGGAACCUGGGGCUUAUGUCACCCAACAGCGGGCCUGGGAAGUCUGACUGCCUUGGGUGCCCCCUCCUUGAAGGCUCUGCAGAGACAACUAGGGCUGGGGGAAGCAGGUGCUUGCUGGCCAUAGGGCCUCACUAUAGGUUGUUCUUGGACACCUGGGGCCUUCCUGGUCACCAGAGGACACCCUGGUUUCCCCUCCAGAACCUGGCUUUGCCCCAGGUACAGAUCGAGCCAGCUUGGGACGCUCUUGGCCAAAGGCGUAGGCACUCUGGCCUUUUUCACUUUGUUCAGAGGGACCCGAAGCCAAGUUACUUCACCCCCACGGUCAUGGAAGAUUCUCGUCCACCCAGGUUGUGCUCACACCCUGUCCUUGUAGGAAGAGCCUGGUCGAGGCUGCUGGGUCAGCCUUGAUUAUAUGCAGAGCCUGUGAGCCUGUGGGGGAUCUGGCCCUGUCGAGGAGACUGAUGUCUUGUUCUCAUCACUCCUUCCUAAUUCCACUGUUUAUGCUUCUAAAAUAAACCAGACUUGAUCACCA
This is a messenger RNA of Miniopterus natalensis, 1662 nucleotides long. RefSeq names its product gap junction protein alpha 4 (gene GJA4). Gene Ontology annotation, cellular component: connexin complex. Gene Ontology annotation, molecular function: gap junction channel activity. The record is from RefSeq and is a predicted model, not a curated record. Gene Ontology annotation, biological process: cell-cell signaling. NCBI's taxonomy places the organism in Eukaryota, Metazoa, Chordata, Mammalia, Chiroptera, Miniopteridae.